Hirundo rustica (Barn swallow) is the source of this 1193-nucleotide messenger RNA. It is a transcript of the gene LYSMD1, whose product is annotated as LysM domain containing 1. NCBI's taxonomy places the organism in Eukaryota, Metazoa, Chordata, Aves, Passeriformes, Hirundinidae. The coding region runs from base 79 to 564 and encodes 161 amino acids. The record is from RefSeq and is a predicted model, not a curated record. The transcript has 3 exons.
UGAGCGGCGGGGCCGGGUCGGGAUCCCCGGGCCGGGAUCCCCGAGUGGGACCCCCGGGCCGGGACCCCCGGACGGGCCAUGGCGGGGAGUGGCGGAGCCGGGACGGCCCCGCGGGAGCACCGCCUGCAGCCCGGGGACACCCUGGCGGGGCUGGCGCUGCGCUAUGGGGUGACGAUGGAGCAGAUCCAGCGUGCCAACCGCCUCUACUCGUCCGACACCAUCUUCCUGAAAGCCACGCUGCUGAUCCCCGCCGCCCCGGGGCCCUUCCCGAGGCACCGGGACCCUCCCGGGGACCUUCCCGGGGACCUUCCCGGGGACGUUCCGGGUCCCUCCCGCCACGACCUCUCGGCCUCUGAUUUCCUGCGGCGCUUGGACGCCGAGAUCGGUCGCUCCAAGGAGGCCGCGGCACAGCGGCUCCAGAGCCAGGAUACCAGCCCCGGGCCGGGCAGGGAUGACCGCAGCCCCUCGUCCCCUCGGGGGGCCCGGCUGGGACCCCGGCCCCUCACCAGGACCCCGCGGGCGGCCGCGCUCAGGGACACCGAGGAUGAGAUCUUCACCUUGUGACAGCGGGGACACCAGGGACAGCGGGGACACCAGGAAUGGGACACUGGGGAUACCGAGGAUAAGGCCUUCACCUUGUGACACUGGGGACAUCAGGGACACAGGAAUGGGACACCAGUGAUGCCCAGGACGAGAUCUUCACCUUGUGACAGCACUGAGGACAUUGGGGACAUCAGGAAUGGGACACCAAGGGAUGGUAAGGAGACCUUCACCUUGUCACAUUGAGGACACUGGGGACACCUGGGAUGUGACACCAAGGACACCAGGACAUGACAUCAGGGACACCAGGGGUGUGACACUGAGGACACUGGCAAUGGAAAAUUGGGGACACCAGAGAUGUGACAUGGAGGACAUCGAGGACACCAGGAACCUGGUCCUGGGGACACCCAGGAUGUGACAACCGGGAUGUGACACCGGAGGUGACCACAGAGGUGCCACCGCUCCUCCCAGCCGGUGGCCACGUCCCUGCUGUGCCGAGGACCCUGGAGGGGACACGGGGACUUUGGGGACAUGUCCUGGUGUCCCCUCCCUGUCCCCCUCUGGGGCUGCAGGGCCACCCCCUGGGGACAGGGACAAGGACAGUGCCACUUCCCCCCUGCCAGCAUGUAAAUAAACCGCAGCUUUGUCACCCU